Messenger RNA from Brassica napus (rape), 2094 nucleotides. RefSeq lists its product as uncharacterized. The record is from RefSeq and is a predicted model, not a curated record. The transcript is spliced from 5 exons. The coding region runs from base 1 to 2094 and encodes 697 amino acids. Lineage: Eukaryota; Viridiplantae; Streptophyta; Magnoliopsida; Brassicales; Brassicaceae.
AUGGAUAAGAGCCAGGUUGCUCUAAAACCUGAGUUCAUUCCGCAAAUUUGUGUUCUUGGAGAUUCUGGGUUUGUGAGUGUGCUUGAAGAUUUGAUGGAAACAGACGACACCAUGGUGGAGCUAUGUACAACAGUUACUCCUGAUGAGUGGAAUCGUGGGGGUGAAGUGAUUACAAAGCAGAUGGGUGAAGGCAAGUGGAUUCAAGAGAAUCAUGGAACACUUGGGAUCAUCCAGAGGUCGCUCUCAAGUUCAACCCUGGAAGCUGAUGGUCAUGAAGGGACAGCUAAGGAGUUGUGGGAGAGUAUGGAAGCUGUGUAUGAGGACAGAUCGCAUCUAUGCAAGGUUUUUGUGGUUAAGCGGGCCAUUGAGAAUCUGAGGCAAGAUGGAGAAGAGCUCAGUAAGCAUCUUGAACGCUUUAAGAGCUUAUGGGCAGAGUUGAAGGCACUCAGACCGAGUACCUCAGAUAAAGACAUACUGAAGAGAAGGCUAGAGCAAGAUGAAGUGUUUAGUCUUCUGCUGAGUUUAGAUAAGUCUUAUGAUAAGCUGGUCAGGAAGAUCCUCACGGAAGAAGUCCUACCUGAUGUGGAGAGUGUGUGUGGUUUGGUGAAGCAUGAGCAAGCAGCGAUGCAGCCGGAUAAGAGGAGAAAGAUUACUGAGCUAGAACAAGUAAUCACCGGCAAGAGCUUGUAUUCAGCAUACAUAGGAGACAUAAAAGAUGGGGAUAGCUUAACAAACAGACACGAGAAGGGUGGAGCUGAUGAGGUGAUUACCAGAAGAGAAUGGGAUGCAUUUGUAGCCAAAGCGAAAGCACUCACUGCAUCAAAGAAGCAAGGAAGUCAUUCAGUAAGGUCUAAACCUAUUAUUGUGGAUUCUGGAGCCAGUCAUCACAUGAUCAGUGAUAGGAGUCUGAUGGAUGAAGUGAGAGCAGCUACUGGAAAUGUUCAGAUAGCAAAUGGAGAUAAAAUUCCUAUAGAAGGGAUAGGAAGCUUGAAGCUAUUUGACAGGGAGUCAACAGCCUUGUACCUGCCUCAGUUUACCUCCAAUUUGAUAUCUGUAAAGAGAGCUACUAUUGAUUUGCAAUGUCAAGUAGUAUUCAGGCCACAGGAGGUUGAGUUUCAAGAUCUUGUUACGGGUCAAGUGAUUGGAAAGGGGAGCAGUACCAACAAUCUAUACCAGCUACAAUCAACUAAGCUCUCUAAACCCUCUAUCUCUAUAUGCAUGAGUAGUACUGCUGAUGGCUAUGAAAAAUCUAAGUAUACAUGGGUCACAUUGCUUCCCUCCAAGGAUAGAGUGUUAGAGGCAUUUAUAAACUUCCAAGCUUAUGUCACUAAUCACUAUAAUGCUACUGUGAAGGUACUAAGGUCAGACAAUGGAGUUGUCUCAGCAUGUUAUCUCAUCAACAGGACACCGACGAAAGUUCUGAGGGAUCUAUCUCCAUUUGAGGUACUGAACAAGGCUAGGCCGCAGAUUCAACAUCUGAGAGUGUUUGGGUGUACCUGCUAUGUAUUGGUUCCAGGAGAGCUGAGGAAGAAGCUUGAUGCAAAGAGCACUAAGGCUAUGUUUAUUGGAUACUCCAUUACUCAGAAAGGGUAUAAGUGCUAUGAUCCAAUAACAGGGAGGGUGUUGGUGUCUAGAGAUGUCAAAUUCAUUGAAGGAAAAGGGUAUUAUGAAGAAAAGAUAUGGGAAGAUUUGAAGGAUCUUCCACAAACGCCAUCAGAUAAGGCAACAAAUCUGAGGAAAAUAUUGGAGAAUCUUGGGAUUAGCAUGACCCAGGAUCAGGGAACAAGAAGAGAACCACCAAGAAGCCCAAGUACUCAUGAGGAGGAAAGUGAAAGGAGGUCCCCUCUUGAUCAUGAGGGGGGAAGUGAAGCUGAAUCAGGAGUGCAACAACAACAGCAAAGUGAUUCAGGAAGUCAUGAUCAAGGAGAGACACAAGGAGAAGAGAGUCCAAGAUCAGAUGGAGAUGCGCAGGCUGAUAGAGAGAGUCCAAGAUCAGAUGGAGAUGCGCAGACUGAUAGAGAUGAGCAGGCAGCUAUGCAAAAUCCAGUCGAGUCAGUUGGGAUUCAGGAACCAGAAACAGAGGUCAACCACUGA